Messenger RNA from Phascolarctos cinereus (koala), 927 nucleotides. The record is from RefSeq and is a predicted model, not a curated record. NCBI's taxonomy places the organism in Eukaryota, Metazoa, Chordata, Mammalia, Diprotodontia, Phascolarctidae.
AUGGGGAACAGCACCACUAUCACUGAGAUCAUUCUUCUGGGACUCACAGAUGCCUGCAAAUUACAAAUGCUGAUCUUUGUGGGGCUCCUCCUGACCUACCUUAUCACACUGCUGGGGAACCUCCUCAUCAUUGUCAUCACCCUGAUGGAUCAUCGUCUUCACACCCCCAUGUACUACUUCCUCAGAAACUUUGCUGUUCUGGAGAUCUGGUUCACUUCUGUCAUCUUUCCCAAGAUGCUGAACAACAUCCUAACAGGAAAAAAGACCAUCUCCUUUCUGGGAUGUUUGCUGCAAAGUUUCCUCUACUUCUUUCUAGGAACUACAGAAUUCCUCCUCCUGGCUGUGAUGUCCUUUGAUCGAUAUGUGGCAAUCUGUAACCCCUUGCGUUAUGCCACCAUCAUGAGGAAAAGGGUCUGUGUGCAGCUGGUGCUGUCCUCAUGGGUGGGAGGUUUCCUUCUCAUCAUUGUACCUAGUGGCAUCACAUUUCAGCAGCCUUUCUGUGGCCCCAAUAUCAUCAAUCACUUUUUCUGUGACAAUUUCCCAUUGCUAGAUAUAUGUGCAGACACAAGCCUGGUGGAACUGAUAGGCUUUGUGGAGGCUAAUGUCACUUUGCUGGGCACCUUAUCUGUCACUGCCUCCUGUUACGGCCACAUCCUCUACACAAUCCUGCGCAUCCCCUCAGCCAAGGAGAGGCAGAAAGCCUUUUCCACUUGUUCUUCCCACAUCAUUGUAGUAUCACUUUUUUAUGGCAGCUGCAUCUUUAUGUAUGUCAGGGCAGAUAAGGGCAGUGAGGGAAAGAACCUGAACAAGGUGGUGGCUAUCCUUAACACUGUGGUGACCCCAGUGCUCAACCCUUUCAUCUAUACCCUGAGGAACAAACAGGUGAAACUAGUGAUUAGGGAAAAGGUGGGCAAGUGGAUCUCCUAG